This is a messenger RNA of Hevea brasiliensis (rubber tree), 1346 nucleotides long. Its product is annotated as somatic embryogenesis receptor kinase 1. The coding region runs from base 46 to 1215 and encodes 389 amino acids. NCBI's taxonomy places the organism in Eukaryota, Viridiplantae, Streptophyta, Magnoliopsida, Malpighiales, Euphorbiaceae. Gene Ontology annotation, biological process: protein phosphorylation. Gene Ontology annotation, molecular function: ATP binding; protein kinase activity. The record is from RefSeq and is a predicted model, not a curated record. The transcript is spliced from 5 exons.
UUGAUAGUUUUAUUGGUUUCUUAAUUUCUGCCAUUGCAAACUACGAUGGUUCUCAUAAACGGAAGAAGGAAUAGAAUAAUGAUAUUCUCUGCAAUGGUGUUUUCAUGUUGGUGUUGGAGGGAAUCUCGAAUUUUAUCCUUUGCUGGAGAGGAACAGAAAGUUCAUCCGGAUCCGCAUAGGGAUCCUGAUGUGGACCAACUCAGGAGGUUUUCAUUGGAGGAACUGAAACUUGCAACAGAUUAUUUCAGCAAUGAAAACAUACUGGGUAGAGGUGGAUUUGGUAAGGUUUACAAGGGGCGUUUGGAAGAUGGUUCAAUUGUUGCUGUAAAAAGACUGGAGAAUGAACCUACACCUGAUGGGGAACUUCAGUUUCAAACAACAACCGGGAUCAUCAACAGGGCUGUGCAUCGAAAUGUUCUUAGGCUACGUGGGUUUUGUAUGACAACUUCUGAAAAGCUUCUUGUUUACCCCUACAUGGCUAAUGGGAGUGUUGCCUCCCACUUAAGAGAGCGACCUCCAUCACAGCCUGCACUUGAUUGGCCUACCAGAAAGAGAGUUGCAUUGGGAUCUGCAAGGGGUCUUUCUUAUUUGCAUGUUCACUGUAAUCCAAAAGUUAUUCACCGUGAUGUGAAAGCUGCAAAUAUUUUGUUGAAUGAGGAGUUUGAAGCUGUUGUUGGGGACUUUGGGCUGGCUAAAUUGAUGGACUACAAUGAUUCUCAUGUCAUCACUGAUGUAUGUGGUACAGCAGGGCAUAUAGCUCCAGAAUACCUCUAUGCUGGGAUAUGUUCAGAGAAAACUGAUGUUUAUGGGUAUGGAAUUAUGCUUCUGGAGCUAAUUACUGGACAGAGGGCUGUUGACCUUGCUUGGAUUGCAGCUGAAGACGAUCUUUUGUUGCUUGACUGGGUAAAAGUCCUCCUGAGAGAGAAUAGUUUAGAAGCGCUAGUUGAUCCUGAUCUCCAAGGCAAUUACAUAGAAGCUGAGAUGAAGCAGUUAAUCCAGAUCGCAUUGCUUUGCACACGAGGAUCACACUUGUACAGGAGUAAGAUGUCAGAAGUGAUGAGAAUGCUUGGAGGUUAUGGCUUAUCAGAGAGGUGGGAUGAAUGGCAGGAAAUGGAGAGUUCUGACCAGGAGUUGGGACAGGGCUUUCAACCUUUUCACUUUACUGGUGAUUCAACAGAGAAUCUACCUCCAAUUGAGUUAUCUGGUCCAAGAUGACUCUUCCCUUUUAGUUACUACCCUUUCUAUAGAUCAAUAACUGACCCCAGUCACCUUCAUGAUUGAUCAUACAACCCUUGAAUAAUUGUAUGCAUCCGGAAAGUAAAGCAAAUGCAUACAUUUUCAGGUUC